This is a messenger RNA of Passer montanus (Eurasian tree sparrow), 667 nucleotides long. RefSeq names its product CD37 molecule (gene CD37). Lineage: Eukaryota; Metazoa; Chordata; Aves; Passeriformes; Passeridae. The annotation marks the transcript as partial. The transcript has 5 exons. Gene Ontology annotation, cellular component: membrane. The record is from RefSeq and is a predicted model, not a curated record.
CCCCGCUCCCGGUCCCCGCCGUCCCUGGGGGGCCCGGGCGCAGGGACCCCCCUGGCCAGCCUGAGGCUCUGCUCCUACGGCCUCUCGGGGCUGGGCGCGGCCGCCAUGCUGCUGGGCUUCCUGGGCUGCCUGGGCGCCCUCAAGGAGCUGCGGGCCAUGCUGGGCUUGUAUUUCGGGUUCCUGCUGCUGCUCCUCACCGCCCAGGUCACCGUGGCCGUCAUCGUGUACACGCAGCGUGCGGCUCUGGCUGCCCAGGUGGCCGCCUACGCCGAGCAGCUGAUCCGGGGGUACCCGGCCCGGGGCCCACCCGGGGACCCCCAGGAGAGCUGGGAUGCCGUCCAGCACCAGCUCGGCUGCUGUGGCUGGACGGGACCCCAGGACUGGGAGCAGCAGGGUGACACCGGCGGGGACAUCGCCUGCUCCUGCCUGCGGGCACCCAACAGCACCCAGGGGACCCCCUGGGUGCUCCCCCGCGGCCGCUGCCCCGCCGCUGCCCCCCAGGACAUCUUCCCCACGCUCUCCCUGCUGAUGCUGUCGAUGUUCCUGCUCCGCAACCUGGACUCCCGCUACGAGAAGCUGCUGCGGGGGCUCUGAGGGGGCCGGGGUGGUGCGGGGCGGGGGCUUUUUCCUUUUUUCCUUCAAUAAAAGCCGUUGGCAAGCCGCGGAA